AUGGCCGCCGAUGAUGAUCAGGACUUCAGCUUCCCAGCCACCACCGAUGCGCUGCUGCCGCCGCGCUUCAUUGAAUCGCCGCCUCUUUGGUGGACGAACUCGGUGGCCUCCCGCCGCGAAAGGCUCCGCAAAGGAGGAGAAAAUGGGGGGAAGUUUGAUAGAACUAACAGCUUCUCCCCAUUAGUUUCCAAGAAAGCCUAUCAUGUGCAGAGAAAGAGCUUUUCUUUCGUGGAGCGGGGCGCGACGAGGAGGAAGGUUAUUGAGGAUGAUCAUAGCAGCGAUGAUGAAGAUGAAGAGGAGGAGAAGAUGGAUAUGUUGUGGGAGGAUUACUUCGAUGAAGAGAUGAAGAGAAGUAGUAAGGUGCAGGUUGAAAUUUCUAAUUCCAAUCAUCAUCACAAUUUGGCUCCGAGAGGGAAAAAUAAUAAUAAGGUUGAGUGUAAGUGUGUUCGAGCCUUGAAGUUGUCCAAAGCUACCAAAAUGCCAAGCAUAGAGUUUUUCAUCAAUCUCUUGAAGAAGGUUUGGAGGAGGAUUUCAGGCAUGGUCGAGGAAAAUUAA
Messenger RNA from Ipomoea triloba (trilobed morning glory), 555 nucleotides. RefSeq lists its product as uncharacterized. Bases 1 to 555 code for a protein of 184 amino acids. The record is from RefSeq and is a predicted model, not a curated record. Lineage: Eukaryota; Viridiplantae; Streptophyta; Magnoliopsida; Solanales; Convolvulaceae. The transcript is spliced from 2 exons.